Aplosporella prunicola CBS 121167 is the source of this 6681-nucleotide messenger RNA. RefSeq lists its product as uncharacterized. Bases 1 to 6681 code for a protein of 2226 amino acids. Lineage: Eukaryota; Fungi; Ascomycota; Dothideomycetes; Botryosphaeriales; Aplosporellaceae. The record is from RefSeq and is a predicted model, not a curated record. Gene Ontology annotation, cellular component: voltage-gated calcium channel complex; membrane. The transcript has 7 exons. Gene Ontology annotation, molecular function: high voltage-gated calcium channel activity; calcium ion binding. Gene Ontology annotation, biological process: calcium ion import across plasma membrane.
AUGGCGGACCGCGAAGGAACCAGUCAUGGACGGGAUCAGUCCGCGCCGCAAUCGAUACCUCUGCAGGACCUCAGCCGGCCCCCUGAUGCCAACGACGACCCUGCCGCGCGCGGCCUGCAACACCGGAGGACCAUAAGCGACCGGACGAGGAGCUUGCUGGGCACUCGAGACUCGCGCAACGCCAGGUAUGCGCCCAUCGCCGAGAGAGAUCCGGAUGGCAGGCCGUCACCACCACAGCUGUCAACCCAGGAUUACAGUGACACCGCACCGAAUACCGUUGGAGGAGCCUCGUCGUACAGCCCAGUUGGAGAUGCUGGCGCCUUCCAAGAAGCCAUGGGCUUUGCGGGCUUGUCCUUUGGAAACAACUCUCAGUCCCGCCAACGCCCUACGAUAACGACGAAUACGAAUCUGCGAAGCCCACCACCACCAAUUCUCUUGACGCCAAACGAUGACGAUCCUUACGGUGACCCGUACCCCCGACAGAGCUCGGAACAAAGCCAGAGCUAUUUCCCGGUCGACGACUCAGACACGGCGCGUUUGACUGACACUCGCCAUCUUACUCCGAUAAGUGGCGCCGAGCCCAUGACGCCGAUAGCCCAGACGGGUCGCUCCAGCUUCCAGAGCAUACGUUUCCUGACGCCGGAUCGAGCGUCCGUGUCGCCCAACGCACGGCUUGGCGAUGACCUUCACCAAGCGGAAAACGGGCUUCGCAUAUCGACUCGUGGGCUCGGGCGCUCCGACACUUCCGAUACUGCUGGCUCGCGGCAUAGGUCAUUGUCGCCUUCCUCGGCCGGAUCGCCUCUGCGGAGGGCAGGAACAAUGAUGAGGAACAUCUCUCAGCGUGUUGUUAACUUGAGUAACGAGUCCGAGCUCAUCGAACAAAGCAUCCGCAGAAAGUCCUCCAUUAGGAAGGACGAGCCCGAGCCUUCGCCGCAACUGCGACCAGGCAGCCCAGGACUUUUUGGCCUCGAUGUUCCGCCCGGGUCUCCCGCUCUUUCUUUCGCGCCGGGAUCGCCGCUCGAAAAGCUCCCUUCGCCCCUCUCGGCCAGCCGGCCCUUCAACUGGAAGAUGCAGGCCAAUCCCUUGAAGGGCAAGUCUUUGGGAGUCUUCCCACCGGACAGCUCCAUUAGGAUGAGGCUGUGCGAUGUAUUGACGCAUCCAGCCACGGAGCCGGUGCUCCUGGUGCUAAUCAUCAUGCAAAUAAUCCUUCUGACGAUCGAUUCGGCUCGCAAUGUUUUCGAUUACCCUCGAUCGCCCCACUGGGGGGAUACCUGGAUCGACUACGGUCUUUUGGGCCUGUUCGUGGUAUACACCAUCGAAACCAUCAUUCGUAUAAUCGUGUCUGGUUUCUUCUUCAAUCCCAUUGAAUACAGCACGAUAAAUCGCCAACUCGGCGUUCGGCAAGCGUUGAUCAACAAAGGAAAGUCGCUCUUUACCUCGCCCCAACGCCAGCCGUCGGUGAAGCGCGUGGGGUCUACCUUCCCUCCAGAGCAGCCGUCGAUCAUUAGGUCUUUCACCACCACCACGCUAGAUCCAGGAGACCCGGCCAACUUCCGCCAACAGCAGCGUAUAAGACUCUCACAUCGAGCUUUCCUGCGUCAUUCGUUUAACCGAUUGGAUUUUGUCGCGGUGGUGUCGUUCUGGAUAAGUUUCGUCAUUGGAGUAUUCGGCGUCGAAUCUUCCCAUCAUGCCUACGUAUUCCGGAUGCUGAGCUGCUUGCGGAUUCUUAGACUCCUUGGUCUGACCAGUGGCACAACGGUAAUUCUUCGAAGUUUGAAAAGGGCUGCUCCUUUGCUGGUAAACGUUGGGUUCCUCAUAGGCUUCUUCUGGCUCCUGUUCGGAAUCGUAGGUGUCCAAAGCUUCAAAUCGAGUUUCAGACGCACCUGUGUCUGGGUCGAUCCAGAAGGCAAGCAAGACAAUUACACGAGCGAUCAGUUUUGUGGAGGUUAUCUCGAUCAGUCUGGCAACCAAAUGCCCUGGAUUACAGCGGACGGAGUACCUGGCGCGGAGAAGCACAAGGGAUACUUAUGCCCUGUAAACUCCUAUUGCGUCGAGGGAGACAGCCCUCAUAACGGCACACAGAGUUUCGACAACAUCUUCCAAUCUCUAGAGCUCGUCUUUAUCAUCAUGACCUCUAACACGUUUUCGGAUUUAAUGUACAGUGUUGCCGAUAGCGACUAUCUCGCUGCCUGCAUUUACUUUGCAUUUGGCAUCGUUAUCAUGGCCUUGUGGCUUCUCAACUUGCUUAUCGCUGUCAUUACCUCCUCGUUCCAGGUCAUCCGCGACGAGAGUAAGACUAGUGCUUUCACCGCUCAAGUGGUGGAUGGAGCCCCUGAUGAGAACGAACAAAAUGCGGCUCCGGCCAAGAAAGAGAGCACCAUUCUGCGCGGCUACAAAACGACCGGCUGGUUCUGGUUGCUUGUCAUCACUUACGGCCUGAUCUGCCAGGCGUUGCGGAGCGCCGAGAUGAGUGAACGACGCUCGACUUUCAUUGACCGCUCCGAAACAAUUGUAACUCUCGCUCUUCUUUUUGAGAUCAUCCUUCGCUUUGUUGCCGAUUGGAGGCAUUUCCAUCGCAGUCGAAGGAACAUGUUCGACUUGGGGCUUGCUAUCAUCACCACCGUUAUCCAGCUCCCCUCUGUCAAGGCAAAUGAAAACGCUUAUGCCUGGUUGACGGUUUUUCAAAUCCUCCGAAUCUACCGCAUCGUCUUGGCCUGGUCGAUAACGCGUGAGCUUACCAUGACUGUUUUGGGAAAUGUCACCGGUCUGCUAAACCUUAUUCUCUUCGUGUUCCUCUUGACGUACCUUGCGGCGAUCUUCGCCGCACAAAUAUUUCGUGGCGAACUCCCCAGAGAGGCGGACGGUGAAGUUCUCGAAGUCUCAUUUUUCAACAUUUUCAACGCGUUUCUAGGAAUGUACCAGUGUUUGUCGAGUGAAAAUUGGACCGACAUUCUCUACAACGUCACGAGUUACGAAGUCGCUUACAACACCGGCUGGAUUGGGGCGGCGUUCCUGAUCAUUUGGUACAUUCUCGCCAACUUCAUCGUCCUGAACAUGUUCAUUGCUGUCAUUCAGGAAAGUUUUGAUGUCUCCGAAGAUGAGAAGCGCCUGCAACAAGUCAAGGCCUUUUUGCAUCAGAAAGAAAUAGGCGGGGCCGGUUCUGGUAAUCUCUCGUUGUCGACCAUCUUCAAACUCGGACAAGCGGCCAGUCGCCGUAAAGACCCUCUCGACUACGGUACAGCUGCCACGGAAAUGCUUCUUAAAGACGCGGUCGUUCGAGAUUUCCUUGACGAGCCAGAGCAGCCGCUUCUUGCGGGCGGGGAGCAUGGUCACGCAGAGGCGCACGCAGCAAACCAAGCAGGCACCGUCAAAACAGGCGUGUGGUCCAGACUUUGGAGCCAUUUUCUUCGCAGAGUCUGGCACAGAGAACCUAAUCCCUUCUACGCUCGACUGGAAUUUUCAAAGGCAUAUGAGGACCUCGAUCCGCGUGAGAUGGCCAAGGAAGUCGUAUCGGCGACCGAGCGCCGGAAGAAGGCUCAACGGGACUACCUGCGAAAGUACCCCUCUUACAACGUCUCUCUGUUCUUGUUCAAGCCGCACAACCCCAUAAGGAAAUUGUGUCAACGCUUUGUUGGCCCUGGACGUGGCGAUGAACGGAUUGAAGGUGUGGCUCCUUCAAUUCCUAUCUGGUACGCAUUUUCUGCUUUCAUCUAUGCGGCCAUUGUCGCCAUGGUGUUGCUUGCUUGUGUCGCAACACCCGUCUACCAGAAAGAGUAUUUCAAGACCCACGACUACACUGUCUACAACUGGUUCGUCUACACGGAUUUGGCAUUUGCCCUGGUGUUCACAACCGAAGCGCUCAUCAAGGUCAUUGCGGAUGGCUUCUUCUGGACUCCCAACGCGUACUUUCGGAGUUCCUGGGGAUUUAUCGACGGUGUCGUGCUCAUCACCCUUUGGAUCGACGUUAUAACUCUGCUGUACAACGAAGGAGACGUCUCGAGAGCCGUCGGAGCGUUCAAGGCCCUGAGGGCGCUGAGGCUGCUGAACGUAAGUGACAGUGCGCGAAACACCUUCCACCAUGUCAUUAUCCGUGGCGGUUGGAAGGUCCUUUCGGCUGCAUUCGUCUCGCUUAGUUUCCUCAUUCCUUUUGCCAUUUAUGGCGUGAACCUCUUCAACGGCCGAAUGCAAUCGUGCAAUGACGGCGACUCCGGAAUCUUCGACCUUUCCGAUUGCACUGGCGAGUAUAUGUCUUCGCCGUUCGAUUGGGAUGUUCUGGCGCCCCGAGUGGCUUCCAAUCCCUUUUACGACUUUGACAAUUUCGGCGACUCGCUCUUCAUCCUUUUCCAGAUUGUGUCGCAAGAAGGUUGGAUCAGCGUCAUGUGGUCCGCUCAAAGUAUCACUGGUGUUUUUACGCAGCCUGAGCCGUUCGCCGCGCAAGGAAACGCAGUCUUCUUCGUUGUUUUCAACUUGCUCGGCGCCGUCUUCGUCUUGACGCUUUUCGUAUCCGUCUUCAUGCGCAACUACACUGAACAGACCGGAGUCGCAUAUCUGACCACAGAUCAGCGUUCGUGGCUUGAAUUGCGGAAGCUUCUUCGUCAGAUUUCUCCAUCGAAGAGGCCAUCGUCAACGAAGAAGCGCGAGACAUGGGAGGAGUGGUGCUAUCGCCGAGCAGUGAGGAAGACCGGUAGGUGGCAGAGGUUCAUAACGCUCGCACUCUGCUUCCACUUGCUUCUUCUCUGCCUGGAGUGGUACCCUGAGCCGUGGGAGUUCAGCCGAACACGAGAUUACGUAUUCCUGUGCUUGACGCUGUUGUACAUGAGCAAUAUCGCGAUCCGCAUCAUUGGCUUGUCCUGGAUGCGGUUCACGAGGAGCUCGUGGGACGUGUACUCCCUGUUCUCCGUCUCCGGCACGUUCGUCACCACAGUCCUGCUCCUGACAAACUUCAAUUCCAAUGCCUACGUUUCACUGCACAAGCUGUGUCUUGUGUCGAUCGCUCUCCUUUUGAUCCCACGGAACAAUCAGCUCGACCAGCUUUUCAAAACGGCGGCAGCGUCAGUGGGUUCCAUUGCCAACUUGCUGGCAACAUGGUUCGUGUUGUUCCUUGUAUACGCCAUCGCGUUGACGCAGACGUUCAGUCUGACGCGCUUCGGUGAGAACGAGACGAACAACGUCAACUUCCGCACUGUGCCCAAGGCGCUCCUCUUUCUGUUCAAGAUGAGUAGUGGUGAAGGCUGGAACGAAAACAUGGAAGACUUUGCCAACAUCGUGCCGCCGUUCUGCGUCGUGGGCGAGGAGUUCUAUGACGGCGACUGCGGCAGCGCGGAGUGGGCUCGGUGCCUGUUCAUCUCAUGGAACGUGCUGAGCAUGUAUAUUUUCAUGAACCUGUUCGUGUCGCUGAUCUACGAGUCCUUCUCGUACGUGUAUCAGCGCAGUAGCGGUCUCUCCGUCAUUAGCCGCGAGGAGAUUCGUAGAUUCAAGCAGGCAUGGGCCGAAUUCGAUCCGCACGGCUCGGGCUACAUUCCUCGGGAGAAACUGCCACGGCUGCUUGGAGAACUUUCGGGUGUGUUUGAGAUGCGCAUUUACGAUGGCGACUUUACAAUCAGCAGGAUCAUCGAGGACUGCAGCAAGCCACCGCGGUCGUCGAGCCUGCCCGUCAAUGGUGCAAAGGAGACGCCCGAGAUCGACCUGGCCCUGCUCAACGAGCGACUCUCCCUCUUGCCGGUCGAGGAGAUUCAGAUGAGAAGAGAACGCAUGAAUGUCUUUUACGAAGAGAUGCUGGUCGGCAGUGACCCCGACAAGGGUAUCCAGUUCACGUCGCUCCUAAUGACGCUGGCUCACUACAAGGUCAUAAACGACAGCAAGAGCUUGCGACUGGAAGAAUUCUUGCGUCGGCGUGCCCGACUGCAACGCGUCGAAGAGGCCGUCCGGCGCAACGUCGUGGUUGGAUUCUUCGACACGUUGUACUGGUCGCGCCGCUUCCGCCGCGCUCUCGAGGCCAAGCGUGCGGGCCGGAUGACGGCGGUGCCGCAGUUCGAGUUCACGGUGGUCGACGACCAGGACAUUACGAGCGCACGGGAGCGUGGGGAGAUGUACCUGCCGUCCCCGACGUUCGCGCCCAGCUUGGCGUCGUCGAUCGACAUCACAUUGACGAGCUACGACGAGUUCCGCAAUGCGGCGCGGUCGCGGUCGCCGUCACCGCCUGGAUCGCCAUUCGCCGAGGGCCUGCGCAGCCGAGCCAACAGCAUCCAGAUGACACCAGUGGCGAGCCAGGCCAACAGCAUCCAGGUGUCGCCAAUGCAAUCACCGCUCAACAGCCCGACAUUGACGCCGAUGCGGGCGACUGGCGACAGCACGACGAUGGAGAGUUUGUUCGCGGCGGAGCUGAGCCGGCCUCCAAGCCCGCUGGAGCGGUCGUCGAUGGCGCGGUCGACGUCGAUAGCGCAGUCGAUUGGAGCGCGGUCGUCGGGAUUGGCGCGGGCCAACACGGACUCGGAGGCGCAAGACACGGUAUCUGGGUUGCGCGGAGCAGGCCCAUCGACGUCGGCGGGCGAGCGUGCGGCGCCGCGUCGCAGCCGUCGGCACAGCAGCGUGUCGGCGCAGGACGUACUGGACGUGCUGGACAACUCGAUCUGGGGCGAGAGUAUCCGGCGCAGCUUCACGGUCAAACGGUCGCCGCGGUGA